AUGAAGACAACUGCUUGCUUUGCUGCCAUUCUGCUCAUCUACAACUUCACACCGGCCUGUGGAAAAGUGCUCAAAGAGAAGACAUCACGAACCAGGAGGCAAUGUUUUGGUAUUGUUUGCUGUAUUACCGGAGGCACUGGCUCUGUCGCCGACUGUGGCACUGGUGCGGCUGCUCCAUCUGCAGCAACGAGUUACGCUGCACCCGCGGCUGCUACAUCCUACGCUGCUCCUGCUGCUUCAGCAAGCUAUGCAGCUCCAGCUGCUACAUCCUACGCUGCUCCCGCAGUAAGCACAAGCUAUGCUGCUCCUGCUGCUCCGGCCGCCACAUCCUACGCUGCCCCAGCCGCUUCCGUAUCGUAUGCCGCACCGUCUGUCUCCUAUGCAGCCCCAGCUGCUACAUCUUAUGCUGCUCCCGCAGUUUCUUAUGCUGCACCAGCGGCCACUAGCUAUGCUGCUCCGGCUCCCUCCGUAUCCUACGCUGCACCAGCUGCACCAGCUGUCACCAGCUAUGCUGCCCCGGCCCCCUCUGUAUCCUAUGCUGCACCAGCUGCACCAGCUGCCCCCAGCUAUGCUGCACCAGCUGCUCCCAGCUAUGCUGCACCAGCUGCCCCCAGCUAUGCUGCACUAGCUGCUCCCAGCUAUGCUGCACCAGCUGCCGCUCCCGCUGCGGCUCCAGUUUCCACCGGAGUCUCAUCUUCACAAUGUUGCUGUGUAUCCUGCUGCAUUAUCGGCAACGUCUGCUGCUGUUGA
This is a messenger RNA of Cylicocyclus nassatus, 750 nucleotides long. The record is from the annotation of a GenBank genome assembly. Lineage: Eukaryota; Metazoa; Nematoda; Chromadorea; Rhabditida; Strongylidae.